GCGUGGCCUGGGCUCCGAGCGAGGGAAUUAGCGUGAGCUGGUGGAGUGGGAGCUGCCGCCGCCGCUGGCGUCUCGCUAGCCGCUUUCGCCACGCCGGAGCUCUCAGCUCCACUGGGGCCAUGUCGGAGCGAGAAGAGCGGCGCUUUGUGGAGAUUCCUCGGGAGUCAGUCCGGCUCAUGGCGGAGAGCACAGGCCUAGAGCUGAGUGACGAAGUGGCAGCCCUGCUCGCAGAGGACGUGUGCUACCGUCUCAGGGAGGCUACGCAGAAUAGCUCUCAGUUCAUGAAGCACACCAAACGGCGGAAGCUGACAGUUGAGGACUUCAACAGAGCCCUCAGAUGGAGCAGUGUGGAGGCUGUGUGUGGUUAUGGAUCCCAGGAGGCACUGCCCCUGCGCCCUGCCAGGGAGGGUGAGCUCUACUUUCCUGAGGACCGAGAGGUGAACCUGGUGGAGCUGGCUCUGGCCACCAACAUCCCCAAAGGCUGUGCUGAGACGGCUGUCAGAGUUCACGUCUCCUACUUGGAUGGCAAAGGGAACCUGGCACCUCAAGGAUCAGUGCCCAGCGCCGUGUCCUCCCUGACGGAUGACCUUCUCAAGUACUAUCAGCAGGUGACUCGGGCUGUGCUAGGGGAUGAUCCCCAGCUGAUGAAGGUCGCUCUCCAGGACUUGCAGACGAACUCCAAGAUUGCAGCGCUCCUGCCUUACUUUGUUUAUGUGGUCAGUGGGGUAAAAUCUGUAAGCCAUGACCUGGAGCAGCUGCACCGGCUUCUGCAGGUGGCACGGAGCCUGGUUCGGAAUCCACACCUCUGCCUGGGACCCUACGUCCGCUCCCUGGUGGGCAGUGUCCUCUACUGUGUCCUGGAGCCACUGGCUGCCUCCAUCAACCCCCUGAAUGACCACUGGACUCUGCGGGAUGGGGCUGCCCUCCUGCUCAGCCACAUAUUCUGGACUCAUGGAGACCUUGUAAGUGGCCUCUAUCAGCAGAUCCUGCUCUCCCUGCAGAAGGUCCUGGCAGACCCUGUGCGGCCUCUGUGCUCUCACUAUGGAGCUGUGGUGGGGCUACAUGCUCUUGGCUGGAAGGCAGUAGAACGAGUCCUGUACCCACACCUGUCCACUUACUGGACAAACCUGCAGGCUGUGCUGGAUGAUUAUUCAGUAUCUAAUGCCCAGGUCAAAGCAGAUGGGCACAAAGUCUAUGGAGCCAUUCUGGUGGCCGUAGAGCGACUGCUGAAGAUGAAGGCUCAGGCAGCAGAGCCCAACCGGAGUAGCCAAAGCGGCAGUGGGUGCCGGCGUCCUGACGACCUGCCUUGGGACAGCCUUCUCCUGCAAGAGUCUUCCUCCGGGGGCGGUGCAGAGCCAGGCUUUGGGUCUGGACUCCCGCUGCCAUCAGGGGCCGCGGGGCCGGAGGACCCUUCUCCUUCAGUGACCCUGGCGGACAUCUACCGGGAGCUGUACGCUUUCUUCGGUGACAGUCUGGCAACUCGCUUCGGCACAGGCCAGCCCGCGCCCACGGCCCCGCGGCCGCCCGGGGACAAGAAGGAGCCGGCGGCCGCCCCGGACUCGGUGCGGAAGAUGCCCCAGCUGACCGCCAGCGCCAUGGUCAGCCCGCACGGCGACGAGAGCCCUCGAGGAGGCGGCGGCGGCCCGCCGUCGGCUUCCGCGCCCGCCGCCUCUGAAAGCAGGCCGCUGCCGCGUGUGCACCGGGCGCGGGGGGCGCCCCGGCAGCAGGGUCCCGGCGCCGGCACCCGCGACGUCUUCCAGAAGAGCCGCUUCGCCCCGCGCGGCACCCCCCAUUUCCGGUUUAUCAUCGCUGGGCGGCAGGCCGGGAGGCGCUGCCGCGGGCGCCUUUUCCAGACUGCCUUCCCCGCGCCGUACGGGCCCAGCCCGGCCUCCCGCUACGUGCAGAAGCUGCCCAUGAUUGGCCGCACCGGCCGCCCCGCCCGCCGCUGGGCGCUCUCGGACUACUCGCUGUACCUGCCGCUCUGAGCGGCGUGCGCCCCCGCCUCUGUAAAUAAAGCCCGCCCGGAAGUGA
Messenger RNA from Lemur catta (Ring-tailed lemur), 2031 nucleotides. It is a transcript of the gene TAF6L, whose product is annotated as TATA-box binding protein associated factor 6 like. The transcript has 11 exons. Gene Ontology annotation, cellular component: transcription factor TFIID complex; SLIK (SAGA-like) complex; SAGA complex. The coding region runs from base 120 to 1985 and encodes 621 amino acids. NCBI's taxonomy places the organism in Eukaryota, Metazoa, Chordata, Mammalia, Primates, Lemuridae. Gene Ontology annotation, molecular function: transcription coactivator activity; protein heterodimerization activity; RNA polymerase II general transcription initiation factor activity. Gene Ontology annotation, biological process: RNA polymerase II preinitiation complex assembly; transcription initiation at RNA polymerase II promoter. The record is from RefSeq and is a predicted model, not a curated record.